This is a messenger RNA of Fusarium odoratissimum NRRL 54006, 1179 nucleotides long. RefSeq lists its product as uncharacterized. The transcript has a single exon. NCBI's taxonomy places the organism in Eukaryota, Fungi, Ascomycota, Sordariomycetes, Hypocreales, Nectriaceae. The coding region runs from base 1 to 1179 and encodes 392 amino acids. The record is from RefSeq and is a predicted model, not a curated record.
AUGCAGCGAGCGACGCAGGACGGCCUUGAAUGGCAAGAAUCAUUUCUGGAUUUAGAGCCAGUAUGGACACGAGAGCCUUCCAUAGGCGCCAUUGAAAGCGUAUCCCGUCAACAGCUCAAGAUAACAUCAGAUAAUCCCUGUACCGUCACAUUCCACGGAGCAGGUUUCUUCAACAAGGUCUACCUCGUUCGUGCUGAGGGAAGUACUCUCGUCAUGCGCGUUACCUUACCUGUCUACCCGCGCCACAAAACACGUGCCGAGGUCAUUACCUUGAAAUGGGUGCGCGAGAACACCACUAUUCCCGUCCCCGAGAUCUUUGCUUUUGACGACAGUAACGACAACGAGAUCGGCUUUGAAUGGAUCUUGAUGGAGUUUAUGCAGGGUACGUCCGCGCAGAAGCGAUGGCGUACUAUGUCGAUGGAGCAGAAGAUUGUGCUGACGGAGCGAAUUGCAACCUUCCAGUUUGAGCUUUCAGGUCUCGAGAAGCAAGAACCAGCCUUCAAAGGUAUAGGGACAUUGGAUUCUCCUGAGAUUGACCUCGAGGCCGACUUCAGAGCACCCGAAGCUGCGAUUACACCCGGACGCAUGGUUAUCCCUGAGUUCUUCAAGGGCGAUUAUCUUACAUAUGACAUCCCAAGGGGGCCAUUUCUCUCUACUCAUGAUUGGCUAAGCGCCGUAUUGACAUUCGCCAUACACCAUCAGAAAUUAGUUCUAGAGAACUCUCAGGAUGAACACGAUAUUGAAGACGCCGAGGACAUCCUGCCAGUAGCGCAAAGCCUUCUGGCUCUCCUUCCUAAAGUUUUCCCUCCGGAUUUGGGCAGGCCAGAGCCAUCAGCUCUCCAUCACCACUAUUCCCACCUCGACAACAUCCUAGUUAACGAACAAGGAGAAGUUACAGCUGUGAUCGACUGGGAAUGUGUCACAGCACUGCCCCUCUGGAAGUUGAGUCAGGUGCCCAACUUCCUUAUUGACCAGCCUCGCGAAGAUGAGCCUCAGCGUGACGCAUAUAUGAACGAGACACCAGAAGAGGCUGCCGAAGCAGCGGAUAGGCGCAACGAUCCAGAUUACCUCGACAACGAAGGCAAGAAUCAGUUAUACUGGAUUCACAUGAUGGAGUAUGAGACUACGCUGCUACGCAAAGUCUACAAAGCAAAAUUGGAAGAGGUGUGUCCGGAUUGA